AUGGUCAAAGCCGCUGAGCUUCGUAAAAUGGACCGUGAUUUCAUACUUAAUCAACUGGAAUCGUUGAAGUCUGAACUAGCUGAACUGCGCGUUAAUAAAGUUACCUCUGGCUCUAAAGCUAAUAAGAUUUAUACUGUCCGUAAGUCUAUUGCUCGGGUCUUAACCGUUAUUAACCAGAAAACGAGGGAUGCCUUAAGGAAUAAUUAUGCUGGCAAAAAAUAUAUUCCUUUGGAUUUACGACCGAAAAAAACACGCGCCAUCAGACGUCGUUUAACUAAGCACGAAGCAAACCUUAUUACGGAAAAAGAGGCUAAAAAAAGAAAACAUUUUAAAUUACGCAAGUAUGCGGUCAAGGCCUAG
Molecule: messenger RNA, 360 nt
Organism: Zophobas morio
Lineage: Eukaryota; Metazoa; Arthropoda; Insecta; Coleoptera; Tenebrionidae
Product: large ribosomal subunit protein uL29-like
Exons: 2
Coding region: 1-360 (119 amino acids)
Biological process (GO): maturation of LSU-rRNA from tricistronic rRNA transcript (SSU-rRNA, 5.8S rRNA, LSU-rRNA); translation
Cellular component (GO): ribosome; cytosolic large ribosomal subunit
Molecular function (GO): mRNA binding; structural constituent of ribosome
Source: RefSeq, a predicted model, not a curated record